CCGCGCCAGAGUGGACUUUCUUCUCUUUCUCUCUGGCUAUGACCAUGUCUCAGCAGCAGUAUUCAACCGAAACGCAACGAAACGCAAACUCUCUCUCUUUCUCCGUCGCUAUAUUUUCUGUAAAUAACCUCUUUCCUCCACCGGUUUCCACGAACCUUCUCUUCCACUUCAAUUCACGUCUCCACAGUUUUCAUCACUAAUCAUAUCUAUGCUGUUUCUUUUCAUACUUCACUUAUUACCUAUGGUUAUGAUAAAUUCAAUUGAAGUUGAAGGAGAAGCUUGCUGAUUUAUUAACAAGACACGGAUUCAUUGUGUUGUGGUCUUGCUUUUGAACUGUAUCACAAUUAUGACUUUUCAGCAAGAUAAAUUUGUUAGAUUUCAGGACUGGAGUUCAGAGGUUAAUUCUCCUGGAAUUCAUGUAACGCAGUCAGGGAGAAUUAGAACUACACUAAAAACAGUUUCCAGGAAGUUUCAAAGGGGGUUUGAAUCUAGUUCUGAGAGGAUAAAGGGAUUUGCAAAACCAUUCAAAUCUUUUUCCCAUCACAGUUUACUUACUAGAUGUUUUAGUUCUACAAAGAAAAUCCUCGAUCCGCAGGGUCCUUUUCUUCAAAAGUGGAACAAAAUAUUUGUGUUAUCGUGUCUUAUUGCUGUAUCAAUUGAUCCUCUGUUCUUCUAUAUCCCUGUGAUUGACGAUGACAAGAAAUGUCUUUCAAGGGACAGAAAAAUGGAAACUACGGCAACAGUUUUAAGGUCUUUCUCCGACAUUUUUUAUAUUAUCCAUAUAAUUUUCCAAUUUCGUACGGGAUUCAUUGCUCCUUCAUCUCGAGUAUUUGGAAGAGGUGUUUUGGUUGAAGAUUCUUGGGCAAUAGCAAAGAGAUAUAUGUCUUCAUACUUCUUAAUUGACAUUCUUGCCGUUCUUCCCCUCCCGCAGGUGGUGAUUCUAUUUAUCAUUCCGAAGCUGAGAGGCUCAGAAUCACUGAACACGAAAAACUUGCUGAAAUUUAGUGUCUUCUUCCAAUAUGUGCCACGGUUUAUACGAAUAGUUCCACUAUACAAAGAAGUUACAAGGACCUCUGGCAUUCUCACUGAAACAGCAUGGGCUGGAGCUGCAUUCAAUCUCUUUCUUUACAUGCUUGCAAGUCAUGUUCUUGGUGCCUUUUGGUACUUGUUUUCUAUAGAAAGAGAAACCACGUGCUGGCAAAAAGCAUGUCGGAAAAAUACUACCUGUCUAAAAGCAAAUUUGUAUUGUGAUGAUCAUCAUGGGUCAGGCGCAAUUACAACAUACCUGAAUGCUUCAUGCCCAAUACAGAGUCCAAAUACAACACUCUUUAAUUUUGGAAUUUUCCUUGAUGCACUUCAAUCUGGAGUUGUGGGGUCAACAGACUUCCCGCAGAAAUUUUUUUAUUGCUUUUGGUGGGGUCUAAAGAAUUUGAGUUCUCUUGGUCAGAAUCUGGCAACAAGUACCUUUGUUUGGGAAAUCUGCUUUGCAAUUUUCAUUUCCAUUGCUGGUUUGGUAUUAUUUGCAUUCCUCAUUGGAAAUAUGCAGACAUAUUUGCAAUCAACAACUACGAGGUUGGAAGAGAUGAGAGUGAAAAGGAGAGACGCAGAACAGUGGAUGUCUCAUCGACUGCUCCCUGAUAGCUUGAGAGAAAGAAUCAGACGACAUGAGCAGUACAAAUGGCAAGAAACCAGAGGAGUUGAUGAAGACAAUUUGAUCCGCAAUCUUCCCAAGGAUUUAAGAAGAGACAUUAAGCGUCAUCUCUGCUUGGCUUUGCUGAUGAGGGUGCCAAUAUUUGAGAAAAUGGAUGAGCAGCUUUUGGAUGCAGUAUGUGACUGUCUCAAACCAGUACUUUACACGAAAGAAAGCUGCAUCGUCCGCGAAGGCGAUCCUGUUGAUGAGAUGCUCUUCAUAAUGCGUGGCAAACUAUUGACUGUGACAACUAACGGUGGAAGAACAGGUUUCUUUAACUCUGAAUACCUCAAGGCUGGUGACUUCUGUGGAGAAGAGCUUCUCACAUGGGCAUUAGAUCCCCGUUCUUCAUCCAACCUUCCCAUCUCAACCAGGACCGUCCAAACUCUUUCAGAAGUUGAAGCCUUUGCUCUAAAAGCUGAAGAUUUGAAGUUUGUUGCAUCUCAAUUCCGGCGCCUUCACAGUAAGCAGCUUCGCCACACUUUCAGGUUUUACUCGCAACAAUGGCGUACAUGGGCUGCAUGUUUCAUACAAGCAGCAUGGAGGCGCUAUUGUAAAAAGAAGCUUGAAGAGUCUCUAAGGGAAGAGGAGAAUAGGUUGCAAGAUGCAUUGGCCAAGGAAGGUGGUAGCUCACCUAGCCUAGGCGCUACAAUAUAUGCUUCAAGAUUUGCUGCUAAUGUGCUUCGAGCUAUACGUAGAAAUGGCACAAGGAAGACUAGGGUGCCCGAGAGACUACCUCCCAUGAUGCUCCAGAAGCCUGCUGAACCAGAUUUUACUGCUGAAGAGCAAUAGUGUAAUCAAUGGACAUGGAUGACUUUUGCUGUAAGAAAAGAAAAGAUGUGACAUAACUGAGAAAAAUUAAAAUGAAAUUAUGAUAGGAAAGCCAGCCAAGUAUCAUUUAUUUUAUUUCUUCUAUUUUUUGAGUUAGUAUAAAAUAUAGAAUGUGUAUACAAAUAUUGAUUAUGAAGCUGUAUAUAUACGAUUGUUGCUAAAAUGCUUUUCAUUCAUGAAUGGAACCAGUGCGAAAUAAAUAUUUUUUUUA
Messenger RNA from Trifolium pratense (red clover), 2732 nucleotides. Its product is annotated as cyclic nucleotide-gated ion channel 1-like. The transcript has 8 exons. Gene Ontology annotation, biological process: transmembrane transport; monoatomic ion transport. Gene Ontology annotation, molecular function: monoatomic ion channel activity. The coding region runs from base 347 to 2482 and encodes 711 amino acids. The record is from RefSeq and is a predicted model, not a curated record. Gene Ontology annotation, cellular component: membrane. NCBI's taxonomy places the organism in Eukaryota, Viridiplantae, Streptophyta, Magnoliopsida, Fabales, Fabaceae.